GAAAUGGUCCAGGCUGAAUUGGACUUAUUAAAGCCACUUGGAGACAGUGAAGUGACGCACAGAGAGGGGGGAGAGGGUGCAGAGACAAAAAGAAUCCGCACCACGGAGGCAGUACGUGUGCCCUCACUCUCUGACAUGUUUGAAGAGAUCCUCCAGGAAAACAACCCAGAUGUCAGGCAGACAACGAGUGCCACUGCUCAACAGCUGGACUCUUACUUGUCAGAAGUCCCCAUCCCCAGGAGUGACAAUCCUCUAACAUAUUGGAGGACCAAUCAAGGACGCUUUCCUGACUUAGCACAGAUGGCACGCAGGUACCUGGCUGCUCCAUGCACAAGCACUGAUAGUGAGAGGCUGUUUAGUGCUGCAUCACAUGUCCUUGAUGAGAAGAGGAACAGACUGACAUGUGAUAAAGCAGAGAAGCUUCUCUUCAUAAAGAAGAACCUGCCACUGUUCCUGUAGGAGUAGGCUAAGUAGACCUAUGGCUUGAUACAGGCACAGUUGUUUUGUUUUAAUGUUUUUGUCUGUAAAGCAAUUUGGGUUGUCUUGUCUCAGAUGUCAGUUUCUUUCUGAUGACAAAUCUGUUCUGGUCAGGGAUAUGUUAUGUACCUGUAAGUGUUUGAUGUUACAAGCACACUUGCUAUUUACCUCAGCCUUUACAUUAUUGUUUACAUUAUAGCCUACUGUUACUUAGUAGACUUGUGCCAAC
Messenger RNA from Pleuronectes platessa (European plaice), 706 nucleotides. Its product is annotated as zinc finger BED domain-containing protein 4. The transcript is spliced from 2 exons. Gene Ontology annotation, molecular function: protein dimerization activity. Lineage: Eukaryota; Metazoa; Chordata; Actinopteri; Pleuronectiformes; Pleuronectidae. The record is from RefSeq and is a predicted model, not a curated record. Bases 4 to 459 code for a protein of 151 amino acids.